AUGUUUUCAAAGUUUGAUCUCCUCAUCAUUUUCGUAUUUCUCACCAUUGGCACAUCGAUUUGCAUGCAAGAGAAAAGGGAAGAUGUAAUGGAUAGUAUAUGCUCGUUUGGUGGCAAUGCUGCCUGUCGUACUUACUGUUUCUUUACACAAGCCUCAUUGACAGGUUAUUGUGAUGCUGACAACAAUUGCAUCUGUAAUUCAACUUUGACUACAAAGAAUAACCAUGUGGCUGAAGAAAUCGAAGUAUUCAUUAUAAACAAAUGA
Molecule: messenger RNA, 264 nt
Organism: Adineta ricciae
Lineage: Eukaryota; Metazoa; Rotifera; Eurotatoria; Adinetida; Adinetidae
Source: the annotation of a GenBank genome assembly